Messenger RNA from Grus americana (Whooping crane), 1995 nucleotides. Its product is annotated as deleted in malignant brain tumors 1 protein-like. The coding region runs from base 1 to 1995 and encodes 664 amino acids. The record is from RefSeq and is a predicted model, not a curated record. Gene Ontology annotation, cellular component: cell surface; membrane. Lineage: Eukaryota; Metazoa; Chordata; Aves; Gruiformes; Gruidae. The transcript has 9 exons.
AUGGCCUUCACAAUGCCAACAACCUCAACACUGAAGACAACCUACAUAGCAGAGACGACCUCCACAGAGGAGGCAACCUCCACAGCAGCAAUGACCUCUGUAGCAGAGACGACCAUCACACCAUCAACCAUCAUAGCAGAGAUGACCUCCCUAGUGGAGAUGACCACCACAGCAUUAACAACCCCCACAGCAGAGACAAGCUCCCCAGCAGAGACAACCGCUGCAGCAUCAUUCUCCUCCCUAGAAGAGACGUCCUCCCCAGUGGAGACAGCCACCACAGUGCACAUGGUUACCACAGCAGAAGAGAGCACACCAGGUGCCCACCUGCGGCUGGUCGGCGGGAGGAAUGGCUGUGAGGGCCGCGUGGAGGUGUACAACGGCAACAGCUGGGGAACGGUGUGCGACGACUUGUGGGACCUGAGUGAUGCCCAGGUGGUGUGCCAGCAGCUGGGCUGUGGCCAGCCCAUGGCCGCCCCGGGCAACGCACACUUCGGCAGCGGCUCCGGGAGCAUCUUCCUGGAUGACGUGCUUUGCCAUGGGGACGAACUCUCUCUCCAGACAUGCAGGCACAGCGGCUGGGGCGUGCACAACUGCAGGCACAUAGAGGAUGCCAGCGUCAUCUGUGCAGCACCUUAUUUUUGUGGUGGCUCAAUCUCAGAUUCCUCUGGGAUGCUGCAGAGCCCAUUCUACCCUGGAAGUUAUCCGAACAACGCUGACUGCGUGUGGGAAAUACAAGUAGAGAACAACUUCCGUGUUGUGCUCACGUUUAGAGAUAUUGUGAUGCAAAGCAGCAGAUGCCAGGAUGACUACAUUGAACUCUAUGACGGGCCUCCUCACUCUUCCCCACUUCUUGGGAGACUUUGUUCUGGUUCCUUUCCCACCUACGUAUCCUCUUCAAACAUGAUGACCAUUCGCUUUCACAGCGAUUCUAGAUACACCUUCAGAGGGUUUCAGGCUCACUACUCCUCCAUUCCAGCAGAUCACAACACUACCCUUCAGUGCUUGCCAGACUACAUGCAUGCGGUGGUUAGCAGAGACUAUCUCCAGUCUCAAGGUUACUCGGCACAGAUGGUCACCCUGAAUGACAAUCACUGUGAACCAACAGUCACCUCACAGGAGGUUAUCUUCAAUAUUCCCUACAAUGGCUGUGGGACUAUGCGAGAGGAGAACAAUGAUACAAUCAACUAUUCCAACAUGAUCAAAUUUAGAUCUUCUGGGUCCAUAAUCAAGAGGAAAAAGGAUAUUCACUUACAUAUCAGUUGCAAAAUGCUACAGAAGACAUGGAUACAAUUAAUGUAUGUUGCUGAGGAUACUGUAGACGUGCAUGAAAAUCAGUUUGGAAGAUAUGAUGUGAACAUCACUUUUUAUGACUCCUCAUCAUUCUUACAUCAAGUGCAUGACUUCCCAUACUACAUUGACUUGAACCAAAAUUUGUACCUUCAAGUUUAUCUUCACAGCUCUGACCCAAAUCUGGUGGUGUUUGUGGAGGCAUGCAUGGCAUCACCUGAUCCACAUGAUUUUAGCACUCUCACCUAUAAUAUACUCGAGAACGGAUGUGGAGAUUCUUCCUAUGCCACAUACUCCUUCCCUGACAGCCACUUUGCUCGGUUCACAUUUAAUGCCUUUGAGUUCAUUAGCCGUCAUCCGUUAGUCUACCUGCAGUGUGAGCUGGUGGUGUGCAGGCUCCGUGACUAUUCCUCCCGCUGCUACCAGGGCUGCAUUAGCAGAUCCAAGAGACAUACGAGUCCCGCUGAGGAAAAAGUGAACGUGGUUGUUGGACCACUUCAGCUUCGAGAAGGGGGUGCUCAGACAACUUGCAAACCCCCUGUUGUCACCUGCAUGUCUACAAAGUGUAACUGCUUUGGCUGUCCCAAAGGAGAGGUUGUGUGGGAUCAGUGUUAUGCCACCCACAUGGUGAAGCCUGGUGCCUGCAAACACGAGGACGUCAAGAACCAGGAGUGCGCGGAGGCCACUGCCUUUGCUCUUUUUGAAUGA